AAGAUGGGGAAGAAGAGCCGAGUGAAAACUCAGAAGUCGGGUACAGGAGCCACAGCAACGGUAUCUCCAAAGGAGAUGUUAAAUCUAAUUAGUGAGUUAUUGCAAAAAUGCAGCAGUCCUACGCCAGGUCCUGGUAAGGAAUGGGAAGAAUAUGUACAGAUUCGCUCACUUGUCGAGAAAAUUCGCAAAAAGCAAAAAGGUUUGUCUGUUCUCUUUGAUGGAAAGAGAGAUGACUAUUUCCCUGAAUUGAUAAAGUGGGCAACUGAAAAUGGAGCAUCCACAGAGGGUUUUGAAAUAGCUAACUUUGAAGAGGAGGGGUUUGGUUUGAAAGCAACAAGAGAGAUAAAGGCUGAAGAGUUGUUCCUGUGGGUUCCUAGAAAACUUCUGAUGACUGUUGAGUCAGCUAAAAAUUCAGUAUUAGGAUCCCUGUAUUCUCAAGAUCGAAUUCUUCAAGCCAUGGGCAAUAUAACAUUGGCAUUCCAUCUUCUUUGUGAGCGAGCCAACCCCAACUCUUUCUGGCUGCCCUACAUCCAAACGCUCCCCAGUGAAUAUGAUACUCCUCUCUAUUUUGAAGAAGAUGAAGUGCAGUAUCUUCAGUCAACUCAGGCCAUACAUGAUGUUUUUAGCCAAUAUAAAAAUACAGCUCGACAGUAUGCCUACUUUUACAAAGUUAUUCAGACCCAUCCUAAUGCCAGCAAACUGCCAUUAAAGGAUUCUUUCACUUAUGACGAUUACAGAUGGGCUGUUUCCUCUGUUAUGACAAGGCAGAACCAGAUUCCAACAGAAGAUGGUUCCAGAGUUACAUUGGCUCUAAUACCUUUAUGGGACAUGUGUAAUCAUACUAAUGGACUGAUCACUACAGGCUACAAUUUAGAAGAUGACCGGUGUGAAUGCGUAGCGCUUCAAGAUUUCAAGCCUGGAGAACAGAUUUACAUUUUUUAUGGCACUCGGUCAAACGCUGAAUUUGUGAUCCACAGUGGUUUUUUCUUUGAUAAUAAUUCACAUGACAGAGUGAAAAUAAAGCUUGGCGUGAGUAAAAGUGACAGGCUGUAUGCCAUGAAGGCAGAGGUCUUAGCUCGUGCUGGUAUCCCAACUUCUAGUGUUUUUGCCUUGCACUCCACUGAGCCUCCAAUCUCUGCCCAGCUUUUGGCUUUCCUUCGAGUAUUUUGUAUGAGUGAAGAAGAGCUGAAAGAACACUUGAUAGGCGAGCAUGCCAUUGACAAAAUCUUCACUCUGGGGAACUCUGAGUUUCCCAUUAGCUGGGACAAUGAAGUGAAACUUUGGACAUUCCUGGAAGCCAGAGCAUCCCUUCUUUUGAAAACCUAUAAAACAACUGUGGAGGAUGAUAAGUCCUUCUUAGAGACCCAUGACCUUACUUCACAUGCGGUAAUGGCUAUCAAAUUGCGCUUAGGUGAAAAAGAGAUCUUGGAGAAAGCAGUAAAGAGUGCGGCUGCUAGCCGAGAGUAUUAUACCAAACAAAUGGCAGAUGGAGCUCCACUUCCUAAAUAUGAAGAGAGCAAUAUUGCCUUGUUGGAGAACACUGCAGACUCUAGACUCCCUAUUGUCUUGAGAAACCUAGAAGAUGUGGAAGAGCAAGGGGACUUAAAGAUUGAUGAAGCUAUUGAUGCUGAAGUCACAGAGAAUGGGUUUGUAAACGGUGAAAACUCUCUAUUUAAUGGGACCAAAUCAGAAAGUGAAAAUCUAAAUAAAGAGAAAAGCAACAGAGAGACUGAAGAUGCCAAAGAAUCUUCUUCAGAAAGUACUGAUGAGGUUAAAGAAUAGCCCUAAAAUUUUACUUUCUUGUGAAAUUAAAUUAGCUGAAGUUUA
Molecule: messenger RNA, 1827 nt
Organism: Charadrius vociferus (killdeer)
Lineage: Eukaryota; Metazoa; Chordata; Aves; Charadriiformes; Charadriidae
Gene: SETD3
Product: SET domain containing 3
Exons: 12
Coding region: 4-1782 (592 amino acids)
Biological process (GO): peptidyl-lysine monomethylation; positive regulation of transcription by RNA polymerase II; actin modification
Molecular function (GO): transcription coactivator activity; histone H3K4 methyltransferase activity; protein binding
Source: RefSeq, a predicted model, not a curated record